GCGGAUAGAAAGAAGCAGCCCGAGCGAGCACCGUCGCUCAGCUGUAAGCGAGGAGCGCCGAUGGAGCUCCAGCUACGCUGAACACUCACAAUAAACAGUCAUUAUUAUUUUUUUUAUUAAUAAUAAUUAACAAUACUAGUCACAAUCAUAAACGUGGAUGUUGGAUCCCCCUGGGAACCUGCGAGCUUCUUUUUGAGCAUGAUGAUGCUGAAGUGAGCUGCCGGUCUUGUGGAACGCAGAGUCCAGCGACGGAGGCGGUAAACAUCUGGGAUGCUCUGGUUCGUCGAGAACUCCCAAGCAGAUUACCGAGGUAAAUGUCAUUUCUCCAUUAGGCAGAAAGGGAUGCAAAGGGGAAGACCGUUGGAGAAACACUAAAAUUAGACCAUUCGACAAUGUUUUCAUUUAAGACAAAAAGCACAAACCAAUCCAAGAUGGUGAAUUCUUCACAAGUUCACCGUCUGCAAAUUUAAAUGAACGGGACUCCCUCCAUGACGAGGCGACGGCUGAACGGACUCCCUCUGGUCCUGAAAACAAGUUUGCGCCAGCCGAAUUAAAACAACAGCGACGCUGCCUUCUCUUUUUUUUUUUUAUUUUGUUCCCAAGACAUGAUUCGGAGGGAGGCACCAAUGGCCAGCAGGUGGGGUAUGGUUAGCAGUGCCCUGCUUUGGUCUGCAGCCAUUGUUUAUUUGACCCAUGUGGGUCAAGUCGGCGGAGACUGCUGGUUAAUCGAGGGCGAAAAGGGCUUUGUGUGGCUGGCGAUCUGUAGCCAAAAUCAACCACCUUACGAGGCCAUCCCGCAGCACAUCAACAGCACCAUUGUGGACCUUCGUAUGAAUGAAAACAAGCUUAAAAGUAUUCAGUACUCUGCCCUCAGUCGCUUUGCCAACCUGACCUACCUGAACCUGACCAAGAAUGAAAUAUCCUACAUAGAGGACGGGGCCUUUUCCGCUCAAUUUAACUUACAAGUUCUUCAAAUGGGCUUCAACAAGUUACGCAACCUAACAGAGGGGAUCCUCAGGGGUCUUGGAAAGCUGCAGUACCUCUACCUCCAGGCAAACCUGAUUGAGACUGUGACACCCAAUGCCUUUUGGGAAUGCCCCAACAUCGAGAACAUUGACUUGUCCAUGAACCGAAUCCAGCAGUUGGACGGCUCCACGUUCACUAGUCUGACUAAGCUAACCACCUGCGAGCUGUACACAAAUCCUUUCAACUGCUCCUGUGAACUGCUUGGUUUUGUCAAGUGGCUCUCGGUUUUCCCCAACAGGACAAACGAGCGGAUGGUCUGCGACUCCCCGAGUGGCGUGUCUGGUUACAGUCUUCUGAGUCAGAACCCAAACAACCCCACGUAUCGAAAUGCUCUUCACAUGCUCACUACUGUGUGCACCGAUGACUACGUCACACCAUUUUUUCCAUUGCCAUUGGAGCCCACAACACCCCCACCAGACUUCACCCUUUGUGGCCUAGAGGAUUGUCCAUCAGGGACAGAGCCAGAGGACGUCAUUACCCACAACAUCAGUACAACCAUCAAUGAAGUGGAAGCAAACCCGCUAAUGAAACUGAAGCAAGUGUCCAAUACAGGCGCCAGCAUCACGGUUCAGAUUCCUCAUCCUUACAAAAAGAUGUACAUCCUAGUUCUGUACAACAACAGCUUUUUUACGCUUAUCCAAACCCUUAAAGAAAUCAAGGAGGACAUUGAGCUUAAGAACCUCAAACCUCACACAAACUACACAUAUUGCGUUGCUUCCCUUCGCAACUCCCUGAAGCGCAACCACACUUGUCUGACCAUCACCACCGGACCCUGGAAGGGGAAAUCGAAGGACACAAACAACGCAACUGCCACUCAUUACAUCAUGACCAUCUUGGGCUGCCUUUUCAGCAUGGUCAUCUUUCUUGGGGUGGUUUAUUACUGCUUGCGACGGAAGCGCCAGCAAGACGAAAAGCACAAAAAGGCAGGGAGCCUGAAGAAAAACAUAAUGGAACUGAAAUAUGGACAAGAACUGGAGGGUGGGACAAUUUCUCGCAUGUCCCAGAAACAGCUGCUGACUGGGGAGAGCAUGGCGCGUAUGCCCUACCUACCGCCUGCAAGUGAAAUGGAUCAGUACAAAUUUAAAGAAAUAAGCGAUACUCCUAAAAUGAUGAAGGGAAGUUACAUGGAGGUGCGAAGUCUGGACCACCAUGAACGCAGGGAGUGUGACAUGGGAAUAGCAGGGAACAGCCAGGGCUCCGUGGCUGAGAUUUCUACCAUUGCAAAGGAGGUUGAUAAAGUCAAUCAGAUCAUUAACAACUGUAUCGACGCUCUCAAGACAGACUCCACUUCUUAUCAAGGGGUAAGAUCUGGAGCAGUGUCCAAUGCAGAGCCCCAGUUGGUGCUCAUAUCGGAGCAGCCACAGAAUACAUCAGGCCUCCUGUCCCCUCCGUACAAGGACAGUUACCACCAUUCCCUGCAGAGACAUCGGUCCUCUGACGUCUCGCCAAAAAGGCCCAGCACCGCCUCAGGAAUGCGAAGCCCCCGGCCUUACCGUACUGAAUCCAGAUACAUUGAGAAAACCUCCCCAACGGGGGACAGCAUCCUCACGGUGACGCCCGCCGCCGCCAUCCUGAGGGCCGAGGCCGAGAAGAUCCGUCAGUACGGCGACCACCGCCACUCCUAUCCCGACACUCAGAUCGAGGAGCUGGAGGGACCCGACGGCAUCAGGUCGCCCAUGCUGGAGCCUCUUUCGCACUCCCGCUCCAGAGACUUGGCUUAUUCCCAACUGCCGGCUCAGUACCACAACCUGAGCUACUCUUCUAGUCCAGAGUACUACUGCAAACCUUCACACAACAUCUGGGAGCGGUUCAAACUCCACCGAAAACGUCACAAAGAUGACGAAUACAUGGCGGCUGGCCACGCGCUCCGCAAGAAGGUGCAGUUUGCAAAAGAUGAGGACCUGCAUGAUAUUUUGGACUACUGGAAAGGCGUGUCAGCCCAGCAUAAAUCAUAACCUCCUUAGAUCUUUUUUUUUUUUUUUUUUAAUGGACCACACCUUACAGAAAUGACUUUCGAUCUUUCGUGGAUUGUUUCAUGCUCAAAAUCACAUAUGUAUCACAUUCUCUUUUGACUGUGAGGGGGAAAUGGGAUUGUUUAAUAUUUGUCAUAUUGUGUAAAGAAUUCACAGAGUGGGGAAAUUUUAAUCUAUUCAUGAGAAAAUAUAUUGCUAAAUAAUUAUAUAUAUAUGUUACAAUGGAUUGUCGGUUUUUGGGUAUCGCAUGGCCAAGUCCUGUGAAAGUGGAUUUGCUGUUGUGUAAAAUGAAACUACUCUAUGAAAUUAUGUUUACUGGAACCUCAAUAUUUUGUUGAUCUGGACUCUUUUUUUUUUUUUUUUAAACCCUGCAUAUAUUUCGAUUAUAUCCUACAUAAACUAUGUACAGAUUCAGUCGUUUUUAUUUAUACGCUGUUUUGCUGGGAUAUAUUUGAUGAAUCAGGUUUAAAGUCGUACAGCUAAGUCUGUAAGUAAAGAUAAGCAUGCCCCUAUUAAUAACAUCCAAACUUUUUUUUAAUAUUUUUGUUUUCUUUGAGACUUUUACAAGUAUUUGUACAUUUCUUUUUUUUCUUCUUCUAUAUAUCAGUCUUAAGCCGUUUCAUGUACGAAAGUCUCAUUCAUCAGGCAUUUCUAUUUUUAUGACCAAAGUAGAAAAACUGUUUACAAUAUUCCUGCACGGUCUGGGAAUGGUAUGCGCAUUUUUGUUUUUUUUUUAUAUUUGCAAUGAGUUGCUCCUGGAAAUAACAUAUUGAGGUAGAGGGAAAUCAAAUUGAAGCGUACACUUUUGGAAGACGAAAUGAUCAUAUUUGAAGAGGAAGCAGAAGGACUGCGAAAGCGUUUCCCUGCUACAGCGAACCUGAUGGAUGAAUGUAACAUACAAAAACUCUGACGUGUCUAUGGCAGCUUUUAUGUAUAUUUUACAGGAAGUAUUUAUUCAUAGCGAUGAAGAAAUGUUUUGAUUUCCUUGCUUCCGGUGUACUAUAAUGAUCUGACGUGAUGAACACGGGGAAAAGUAAGUAAGUUACUCCAAUGGGCCUUGUUGCUUGCUGAGAGGUUUCGUCUUCAUUUGAUUAAACCGCAAGACUGUUUUGUGUUUUUGUAUAUUUGCGGAUGUUAGUUACCCCGAUGGACGACGAAGAACACGCUACAGUCAACACUUGAGAAUGUGAAGUAAAGAAGAAAAAAAAAAAACCAGACUCCUCUGACUUACUGGCUGUGAAUUUGUAUAUUAUGAAUUUUUGGCAGUAAAUUUGAAAACUUAACACGUCAAAAGGAUGUUUACAGAGCUCACUCCACACGGGCUCAUGGGGGUGGGAUUCAUUGUAUAUUUAUGAAUGAGCGAUACAUAAAUGAAUGUCCGCUUGGUGACACAAUAGUUUAGUUUAGCUUCACAUAACUCCAUGGCCGCACAAAAAAAAAAUAAUAAUAGUUGGUGAUGUGCAUCAUUAUGACUCAUAUUUUCAACCAACUAGGUCAUUUUGGACACCCUUGUUUUAAAGUUGUCGUCUUUAUAAAUUAAUUAAAAGGUCUCUCCAUUUGUAAGUAUGUGAAAUUAAUCAAGUAUUACUUAGUUGUGAGAGUACAUAUAUGUUUAGAGAAAAUCAAUUACUGAGCAAAGGGAUGAAGAGUUUAAUCUGUGUUUUGGAUUAUCGCUCCAAUCAAUGACUCUGCUUGACAUACUCUCUUAAAUGUUUGUGUGUGUGCUUUAUCCAUUCAUGUGAAAUGAACCAUCCAUGAGCCCAACGUGGUUGUGUUACGUAAGCACCUCGUGACACGUUUAGCCUGACUUAAUAUUUCAACCGCCUUAAGAAUUUUUUAGAUAUCUUGUGUACAACUGUAAAUUUCCUUUGUUUCAUUUCCAGCAUUGAUACUGUUUGAUGACACCAUUUUUUAUUUGUAUUUUUUUUAAUUUAAAAAAUAUCUUUUCAGUAUACAACGAGAGCUACAGGAGAUUUCUAGUUCAUUUAGCUACUUAGCAAUGUGUUUUUCUACUGCAUAUUGUAGCACUUGUGUAUUAUAACGAGUUUAAAGUGGUGACAAAAAUCUUUAGAAAGAUCAACAGUUGUUCAAGUGCAUCAAAAACAAACAAGAGCACAAAAUAUGUCUUUGGUUGUUUUCUUUUCUUUUCUUUUCUUUCCUUAAUACUAUGUAAUCUGCUUUCAGACAAAGUACUGUGAAAUAAAGUUAAGGGUGCACA
Phyllopteryx taeniolatus (common seadragon) is the source of this 5217-nucleotide messenger RNA. RefSeq names its product extracellular leucine-rich repeat and fibronectin type III domain containing 1a (gene elfn1a). NCBI's taxonomy places the organism in Eukaryota, Metazoa, Chordata, Actinopteri, Syngnathiformes, Syngnathidae. The record is from RefSeq and is a predicted model, not a curated record. Gene Ontology annotation, molecular function: protein binding. Gene Ontology annotation, cellular component: plasma membrane. The transcript is spliced from 3 exons. Bases 606 to 2981 code for a protein of 791 amino acids.